Molecule: messenger RNA, 2334 nt
Organism: Mustela erminea (ermine)
Lineage: Eukaryota; Metazoa; Chordata; Mammalia; Carnivora; Mustelidae
Gene: DCAF15
Product: DDB1 and CUL4 associated factor 15
Exons: 13
Coding region: 53-1855 (600 amino acids)
Biological process (GO): protein ubiquitination
Cellular component (GO): Cul4-RING E3 ubiquitin ligase complex
Source: RefSeq, a predicted model, not a curated record
GGGGGUGGGACAAAAAGGCCGGUUGCUCCGGAAGUGGAGGGAGGGGGUGAAAAUGGCGCCCAGCUCGAAAUCGGAGCGGAACAGCGGGGCCGGGAGCGGCGGCGGCGGCCCCGGGGGCGCCGGGGGGAAGCGGGCAGCAGGGCGGCGGCGGGAGCACGUCCUCAAGCAGCUGGAGCGGGUCAAGAUCAGUGGGCAGCUCUCCCCUCGCCUCUUCCGGAAGCUGCCGCCCAGGGUCUGCGUCUCCCUCAAGAACAUUGUGGAUGAGGACUUUCUCUACGCAGGACACAUCUUCCUGGGCUUUUCCAAGUGCGGCCGUUAUGUUCUUUCAUAUACCAGCAGCAGUGGGGAUGAUGACUUCUCCUUCUACAUCUAUCAUCUGUACUGGUGGGAGUUCAACGUCCACAGCAAGCUCAAGCUGGUCCGGCAGGUGCGGCUCUUCCAGGAUGAGGAGAUCUAUAGCGACCUGUACCUGACCGUGUGCGAGUGGCCCAGUGACGCCUCCAAGGUCAUCGUCUUUGGGUUCAACACCCGCUCAGCCAACGGGAUGCUCAUGAACAUGAUGAUGAUGAGUGACGAGAACCACAGAGACAUCUACAUCAGCACCGUGGCAGUACCACCGCCAGGCCGCUGUGCCGCCUGCCGGGAAGCCAGCCGGGCCCAUCCAGGCGACCCGAGCGCACAGUGCCUGCGGCACGGCUUCAUACUGCACACGAAGUACCAGGUGGUCUACCCCUUCCCCACCUUCCAGCCCGCCUUCCAGCUCAAGAAGGACCAGGUGGUGCUGCUCAACACCAGCUACUCCCUGGUGGCCUGCGCUGUCUCCGUCCACUCGGCAGGCGAGAGCAGCUUCUGCCAAAUUCUGUAUGACCACACCGCCUCCCCUCCAGCACCCCCGAGCCCCCCUGGGCCCCAGAGCCCUGAGGUGCCCCCUGCCCUCCCCAGCCCCUGCCCUGAAGCAGCUCCCACCCGGCCCCCUGGGGCCCCCGAGCCCUCACCUGCCAUCGCCAAAGCCAAGGAGUUUGUGGCCGACAUCUUCCGCAGGGCCAGAGAGGCCAAGGGGGGCACCUUGGAGGAAGCCCGGCCACCCCCUUGCCCAGGGCCCUCGGGCAGCCGCUGUCGUCUGCCCUCAGAGCCCCUGGCCCCAGGUGGGGAGGUGGCACCCCGAGAUAGCCCCCCAGCGGCGGAAGCACCGGCCCCAGAGCCGGGCUAUGUCAACUACACCAAGCUGUAUUAUGUGCUGGGGUCCAGCGAAGGGACAGAACCGGAGGAUGAGUUCGAGGAUGACAAGAUCUCCUUGCCCUUUGUGGUGACUGAUCUCCGGGGCCGCAACCUGCGGCCCAUGCGGGAGCGGGCUGCCGUCCAGGGUCAGUAUCUGACGGUGGAGCAGCUCACACUGGACUUUGAAUACGUCAUCAAUGAGGUCAUCCGCCAUGACGCCACUUGGGCCCACCAGUUUUGUUCCUUCAGCGACUAUGACAUUGUCAUCCUGGAGGUCUGCCCGGAAACCAAUCAAGUCCUCAUCAACAUUGGCCUGCUGCUCCUGGCAUUCCCGUCCCCAACUGAGGAGGGCCAGCUCCGACCAAAGACCUAUCACACCAGCCUCAAGGUGGCAUGGGACCUCAACACAGGCAUCUUCGUGACAGUCAGUGUAGGCGACCUCACUGAGGUCAAAGGGCAGACCAGCGGCAGUGUCUGGAGCUCGUACCGCAAGAGCUGCGUGGACAUGGUCAUGAAGUGGCUGGUGCCUGAGAGCAGCGGCCGCUAUGUCAACAGGAUGACCAACGAGGCGCUGCACAAAGGGUGCUCGCUGAAGGUUCUGGCAGACAGUGAGCGAUACACGUGGAUUGUGCUGUGAGGGCCCGGCCGCUCUGGACACUGACUCCAACUACCUCCGCGGCCUGGGAGCCGGUUGCCUUCCUGGCAGCCUCUCCCCGGCUGGCCGGCCGACCGACCGACCGAUGACCGACCGACCGACGGACCAGCGCUCGUGUUAGGCUGCGGGGAAGGGAGCUGGGCGGGGCAGCCCCUGGUGGCCUGAGAGUCUGGACGCUUCUUAUUUAUGCCUAUUUAAGUUGGGAAGGGGCAGAGGGAGGGAGCCCCCUGACCCACCAGCCUCAAGCGCCCACCUUCACCCCGCACUGGGCACAGGCCCUUGCUCUCUGCGCAUCUGCCCCUUUCCUUGGCUACAGGUGUGGACUUUGCCCCCCAGGGAGGCCGAAUGGACCCCCCCUUCCCCUGCCUCAGCCUCCCCCCUACUUGUGGCGGCAGACCUUGUGGCCAUCCCCUCCCUCUGCCCCUCGUUCCUCUUCAUGUAAUAAAUGUUUUAUUUCUGAA